AUGGUGGUCUACAAAUGGGCCCUCGUUAAUACUAUCGUCAGCGGCUUGUUUUGCGACGUGACAUCUGGUUUUUUAUCCCCAGUGCUAAUCGAGCCGUAUUUCGGUCUUUACAGCAUCUCAUUCCUAUCGUUGAGCCCGCUGGUGAUGCACAUCACUUUUUGUCUGUAUUUCAUCAGCCUUUUCUGUAUACUCUAUGCUAUUUCGAUCACUUAUUACUACCGUAUCGGUCUGUCGUUACCUGCGGAAAAGGCCGCGUCGCUCCUCAAAUACGCUAAAAUCAUCCUGGUCACCUGCUAUUGCCUGGGCCCAUUUGGGGCCCUAACCCUGACGAUUGACUAUUUUGGGCAAUUGCCGGAGUAUACGGCCCGUAAGCUCCACGAAGACAACACCCUAUGGCCGCUACGUCAACCGCGCCUCUCCGGAAUCCUGAUCUAUUCCACCGAGACGACGUGGAUGCAACUAUUCCUCGGCGUCUUCUUCUUCCUCUCCACCGUCGGCAUCGUCUUCUACAGCUACGCGUUGCGGCUGAUGCUGCAGAGUUGGAAUAGUGUACCGGAUGGCAUCCUCCUCUCCACCCAAACGAAACAGAUGAAGCGCCAAAUGUGGCAAAUCAUCCUCUUCUGCCUCACUACAGGAUUUCCAUUGUUGUUCUACUUGGCCACAGUCCUCGGCGCACCGGCACUCCUACCCGGCGAAGUGACCAACCUUGCGCCGCUACAUCAUUGUAUACACUCCUUGUUUAACUGCCCGAUCAUCCUAUUGGUUACAAAGAACUACCGUGCGGUCGUCUUCGAAUUCCUUGGCGUCAACGCGCCCAAGUCGCAAGUGAAGUCCCAGGAAACCGCGUACACGAUUACCCCAAAAAACAUCCGCCUCAACACGAAGAACGUGGCGUUUGUGGUUGUGGUACACGACAGACACAACCUCACCGAGUACGACUUUGCCCAAAUGACGCUCAAGUGCUAUGCGGAAUCGCGGGGCAUCCCGUAUUUUCUGGUGGACAAAACAUCAGAGCAUCUGCAUGGAUGUCCGAUGGCCGAGCUAAUGUACGGACGUCACUGCCUGCUUGCAAACCUAAUGGCCGCCACCGGGCACCAGUGGUUCAUCAUGUUCGACGCGGAUAUGGGGAUCAUCAACCCCCGUCAAUCGAUCGAUCGCUGGAUCCCAGCAGACGAGGACACGUUUCUCGUGCUGACAAACCGGGUGAUGAAUUCGGAGAUCAUGGCUGGCAGCUACAUUGUCAGAAAUGACGAGCGCGGUCGGGAUUUCUUGAAUUCCUGGGCGGCCGGCGAGAAAGCGUACUCGGGGCUGAAGGGCCGUGACAACGCCGCGAUACACAGUGUCCUAAUCAGAAAAUACCUGUCCGACCACGAGGCCGAGCUGCAGCGCUGCGAAAUUUGGUGGCGAAACGCCUCGGCCUACUGUCGACUUUUCCUAUACGAAGCCUGCGCCAGGGAUCUGCUCGAUCGCCAUGGAAUCCCGGGAAUCCAGUUUCUGCCAAAAACCUACUCGUACGUGCGGGAUGGCUGGCUGACGUAUGGAAGGUUCAGCGAUGAUGAUUUUGUGUUUCACAACUGGAAGAACAGCCUGAGAAACGAUCCAGAGGCCUUUGGCGAGUGGAAGUUCCAGUUUGACGACACGGCGUUCAGCGAUCUGAGUCGGUGCGGCAGUUCCCGAUCGGCUGAACCGCUGUGGCGAUACAAGGACGGGUUCCAUGUGGGAGAUGGCGCGAUACGGAAGCGCCUGGAUUGGUGGAUCAAGGAGACGGCCACCGACAGAAAACGCCAAACCCGCCAGUAUCAGACGUUCGACUUAACCGCGGUCAUCGUCAAAGAAUGCAAA
This is a messenger RNA of Mesorhabditis spiculigera, 1842 nucleotides long. Lineage: Eukaryota; Metazoa; Nematoda; Chromadorea; Rhabditida; Rhabditidae. The record is from the annotation of a GenBank genome assembly.